CCGGUGCGUCCUUGAGGGUUCAGCCACCGAGGAGCUAGUCACUCCCUAGAAAGAAGUCCGUGCUAGGCCUGGCUUCUCUGGACUCUGCUUCUGCAGUGGAGGGAACCCACAGAGGACUGACAAGUUCUUACAGUUCUAAAAUCAUGGCCCAUGUGUCCUUGGCAUUCAGGGAUGUGGCCAUAGAUCUUUCUCAAGAGGAGUGGGAGUGCCUGGACACUGCUCAGAGGGACUUGUACAGGGAGGUGAUGUUGGAAAACUACAGCAACCUCAUCUCACUGGGAUGUAUCAUUCCUAAGCCAGAUGUGAUUGUUUUAUUGGAGCAAGAGAAAGAUCCAUGGCUGGAAAYGAGGGAAGAAACAAGAAGGCUGUCCUCAGAUUUCACCAAGAAGUUAUUUCCAGAAAAGGAUGUUUGUGAAAAAUAUUUGUCUCAAUUUCAGACAGUGGAAAAAAGUGAAACCAAAAAUGGGGAUACCAUUUUCAGAGAUGGAUUGCAGAACAAGCGUGAAUUUGAGAGAAAAGAGGAACAUCAGGUGGGAUGCAUUAGUCAAAUGAUAAUCCAAAACCAAGUCUCUCUUCCUCUACAACAGAAAAUUCAUCCUAGAGAGAAACCAUAUAAAUGUAAGGAAUGUAAGAAGGCCUUUAGACAACAGUCUUACCUUAUUCAACAUAUGAGAAUUCACACUGGUGAGAGACCUUAUAAAUGCAUGGAAUGUGGAAAGGCCUUCUGUCGAGUGGGAGACCUUAGAGUACACCAGACAAUCCAUGCUGGAGAGAGACCCUAUGAAUGUAAAGUAUGUGGGAAGGCCUUUAGACUUCACUAUCACCUUACUGAACAUCAGAGAAUACAUUCUGGUGUGAGACCCUAUGAGUGUAAGGAAUGCGGGAAGAACUUUAGUAGAGUUAGAGACCUCAGAGUACAUCAGACAAUUCAUGCUGGGGAGAAACCCUAUGAAUGUAAAGAAUGUGGGAAGACCUUUAGACUUAAUUAUCAACUUGGUGAACAUCAAAGAAUUCACACUGGUGAGAGGCCCUAUGAAUGUAAGGUUUGUGGAAAGACCUUUAGGGUACAACGACAUAUCAGUCAACAUCAGAAAAUCCAUACGGGUGUAAAACCCUUUAAAUGUAAUGAAUGUGGGAAGGCCUUUAGUCAUAGUUCAUACCUUGUCCAACAUCAGAAAAUUCAUACUGGUGAGAAACCCUACAAAUGUAAGGAAUGUGGUAAGUCCUUCAGUUUUUAUGCAGAACGUACUCGACAUCAUAGAAUUCAUACUGGUGAGAAACCCUAUGCAUGUAAAGACUGUGGGAAAGCCUUUCGUCUUCGAACAGAACUUACUCGGCAUCACAGAACUCAUACUGGUGAGAAGCCCUAUGAAUGUAAAGAAUGUGGGAAGGGUUUUAUUUGUGGCUACCAACUUACUUUGCAUCUGAGAACUCAUACUGGUAAUGUUCCUUAUGAAUGUAAGGAAUGUGGGAAAACCUUCAGUAGCCGCUAUCAUCUUACUCAACAUUACAGAAUACAUACUGGUGAGAAACCCUUCCUGUGUAAGGAAUGUGGGAAAGCCUUUCGUCUUCAAGCAGAGCUUACCCGGCAUCUCAGGAUUCAUACUUGCAAGAAACCUUAUGAAUGUAAGGAAUGUGGGAAGGCUUUUAUUCGUAGCAGUCAACUUAUUUCACACCAGCGAAAUCACACUAAUGAGAAUACCUAUGAAUGUCAAGAAUGUGGGAAGAUUUGUAGUCGUCGUUACAAUCUUAUUCAACAUUAUAAAAUUCAUACUGGUGAAAAACCCUAUGAAUGUAAAGAAUGUGGAAAGUCCUUUCGUUUUCAGACAGAACUUACUCAACAYCACAGAAUUCAUACUGGUGAAAAACCUUAUAAAUGCAAAGAAUGUGGGAAAGCCUUUAUUCGUAGCAAUCAUCUUACUCAACAUUACAGAAUUCAUACUGGUGAAAAACCUUACGAAUGUAAGGAGUGUGGGAAGACCUUUAGUCGUCACUAUCGUCUUACUCAACAUUACAGAAUCCACACUGGUGAGAAACCCUACGUCUGUAGUGAGUGUGGAAAUGCUUUUAUUUGUAGUUAUCAACUUACCUUACAUCAAAGAAUUCACUCUGGUGAGAUUCCAUAUGUAUGUAAGGAGUGCGGGAAGACCUUUAGUCGUCGGUACCAUCUUACUCAACACUUUAGACUUCAUACUGGUGAGAAACCUUAUGAGUGUAAGGAAUGUGGGAAUGCCUUUCGCCUUCAAGCAGAACUUACCCGACACUAUGCAGUUCAUACUGGAGAGAAACCUUAUAAAUGUAAGGAGUGUGGGAAGGCCUUUAAUGUUAAUUCAGAACUUACUCGACAUCACAGAAUUCACACUGGUGAAAAGCCUUAUAAGUGUGAAGAGUGUGGGAAGGCCUUUAUUCGUAGUGACCAGCUUACUUUACACCAGAGAAGUCAUACUAGUGAGGAAACACUAUGCAUGAUGUAGAGGAUACAAUGGGUUCUUGAAAAUGCCUUUUACAUCAAGGAUUCGUAAUGUAUUUUUACAUAUUAGGGAAUAUGUAGGAAUCACUUUUGCUUCAUAUUUACAAAUUAUUUUACAUGUAGGUUUUUAAAGUUUCAAAACCAUAACAUCACUCAGUCUUGGUUCAGGUUUAGCAGAUUGAUUCUGGCGCAGUGCAGCUCAAGCCAUUGAGAACUUUUUCCCCCCUCACAAGCUGAUGUUGAGCAGUACUUCUGUAAAGUGCAAGAACAUUGGUUUACAGGGGGAUGGGGAGGAAAUAGAAAGGAACACUAUAAAAGCUCCAUUUUUCUUAUUUAAAGYCAUAAAUCAUCUGUCAGAUUGCUAUAAAUUUCUAAACGCUUGCUCCCACUGUCUGGCCCUUAACUCAUUGUAGGCCAGAAGCAAACAAUUCAUCCACAUGGUCCACACUUUUAGAACUAGAACAGAAGAUGAUUGUUGAUGAAAUGAGUGUAGGAAGGACUUCAGCCAUAGCACAUCAUUGUUCUAAGUCAUAAGUUCAUUUCUGCCUGUGCAGAAGUUGGCAAGACUCUUCCCUUCUGUGCCUCAGUUUUAAAAUGAUAGUAUCUACCUAGUAGUAUUUUUGUGAGGAUGAAAUAAAAAUGGAAACUUUUAGAAGAGUACUUGAGAAAGCAUGUGCUUAAUAUUACUGUUCUUAUUUUGUUAUAUUUAAUUGUAGAUGGACACAAUACCUUUAUUUCUAUAUGGUGCUGAGGAUUGAACCCAGUGCCUCACAAGUGCUAGGCAAGCACACURCACUGAGCUAUAGCCACAGUCCCUUACUAUAUUAUUUUUAUCACUAAUGGUACCAUUAGUAAAUUCACUUAAAAGGAAUACUACAUGGGUGAACUUAAAAACCACCCAUUACCUUUCACUCAGUAAAUGUGAAUAACCAGAUAAAAUCCAGUAAAAGAGAGUGAACUUCUAUUUCCAAAGGCAGAGCUCAUCUCUGAAAAUAGGAAAAAGRAAUCUCUAGAUUUCAUGAGUGUAAAGAUGACAAGAGUAAAGAUUUUAAAGAAUCAGGAAAGCUGUAAUGCCUUUUCAUGACCCAAAAACAAGAUAUGCUAUAAUUUAUAAUUUCUUCCCAUUAAUUGGUAAAUUAGAAGCCACCAAAAGACUACUGUUCAUUCAGAAAAAUUAAGAUAGUAUAGUGACCCCUGGUGUGUCCUCACCAUGUUCAGUAGUAAUUAAUAUAUAAUUUGCUUUGUGUCAAUAUGACAUUUACACUUCUUUGUUGUAAUAUUUGAAUAUAAAUGGAUGUCAUAACACGUCAGCCUUUCAAGAGUAAAAGCUGCCUUCUACUUAAUCACUACAUAGCUUCACAACCAAGGAGAUUAUUCUAUAAUCUCUAACAUUCGGUCUCUUUUUUCUAUCGUGGAACAGUUCAAGAGUAGCCCUUUUCCCCAAUGUUAUCACAUUGACUUUUUUCAAAGUUUAGGAUAGUUGUGUAGAUUAUAAAUUUUUUUCUUUGUUUUU
Molecule: messenger RNA, 3983 nt
Organism: Urocitellus parryii (Arctic ground squirrel)
Lineage: Eukaryota; Metazoa; Chordata; Mammalia; Rodentia; Sciuridae
Source: RefSeq, a predicted model, not a curated record